AUGGUUGUGGAGAGUGGAGCAAAGCAAUGUUUCAUUGAGCUUGCUAAAGCAAAUACCAGUGCUGAUUACAAUAAAGCAUUGAAAAUCACCAAUAAAGUGCUACGCACAUAUCCAAAGGAAACACUGGCAUUUAAAUGCAAACUAGUAGCACUCAUACAGCUUAGCCGAUUAGAUGAGGCGCUCAUUCUGAUCAAGAAGACUCCACCUCACCAUAUGGGAGAUAGUUUGUUUGAAAAAGCGUACGUUUUAUAUCGAAAACAGGAGGAUGGCGCCGCAUUAGAAACACUCAGUAAAGCUUCAGAAUGUGAUUACCGUUGCAUGGAACUGAAAGCGCAGUUACUUUAUCGUGCCGAACGUUUUGAUGAAGCUUUGGAAAUAUUUAUAACCUUAUUAAAAGAUUAUUCGGAUGAUUACGAUGAAGAACGUUGCGCCAACUUGAUCGCAACGAUUGCACAGUUGCAAGGAAGUGGUCACCAGCAGCAACUACCAUCACGUCUGGAUACAUUUGAGCAACUAUAUAAUGGUGCUUGCCAAUUGAUUGAGUCAGGUGGAUAUACUCAAGCGCUGAAAUUUCUUGAAAAAGCUGAAAAGUUAUGCAAUGAUACGUUAGUAGAGGAAGGUUUGUCAGAAGAAGAAAUCGAGGAGGAAUUAUCCGUGAUUCGAGUCCAAAAAGCUUUUGUUCUCCAGAUGCUGGGCAAAAGAGAUGAUGCAUUAAAAAUUUAUUUGCGAGUUCAAAAUCUUAAUCCAUCAGACAAAAGCGUUAUCGCAGUGGUUACAAACAAUAUACCAUCGUGUCGUAUGCAACAAAAUUUAUUAGAGGCACGAAAGAAGUUAAAAAUUGCACUGCAGGUGGAGAGUUCUAAGCUAACAGCUCGACAACGGCGUAUUCUUUUGUUAAAUCAGGCUUUGGUACAUCUUUAUUCAAAUCAGCGUGAACCUUGUCGUCGAACUCUCGAGGAAUAUAUCAAGAAAUAUGGUUCUUCUACCGAAGUGACGUUAAUAGAAGCGGCACUUCAUGUUCGUUCGAAAGAGCUCCAAAAAGCACUUGUGAUUCUCAAGGGUGAUCCCUCAAAAGAAGCAAAAUUGACAGCAGUGCAAGUUUUGCUUGAUGAAGGAAAAUUGGAAGAUGCUAGCAGUGCGUUGGACGAAGUAGCUCCAGAUUUGUUAUCUUACCCUGCAAUUUUGCAACUCAGGGUCGCUCUUCUUCUGGCUACAGAGCAGCAAAGUGUGGCCUUGAGUCUUCUAAAGUCUGCCUUGGAUUCGGCGAAAAGUGAGAAAGCUCGCAUCGCAAUGCUAGAGGAAAUUGCUUCACUUAAUGUUCAGUUAGGAGAUUAUCCUUCCGCUGCAGAAUGUUUCGAAAAACUUUCUGAACUUCGUCCCAAUGAUAUGCAGAUAAUGUGCUGUUUAAUCAAAGCGUAUUCAGCGUUUAAUGUAGCACGAGCUGAGGAGUUAUUAGCAAAAGUAUUUCCACAAGGGAGUAGUACUGAUAUUGAUGUCGACGUAUUGGAAGAUUCCGACUUUAUCUUAUAUGGUGAACGUUAUCGUCAGAAGAAAGAAACAAAAACAGAGGCUGCUGAUAGUGAAAUAAUUGCUAGUAAGAGGAGAGCACACAAACGUAAGCGAAAGAUCAUCUUACCGAAAAACUUCGACCCGAAAAUACCUCCUGAUCCCGAGCGGUGGUUACCAAAACAGGAACGUACAGCAUUUAGGAAAAAACUUAACAAAAAGCAUCGUGAUCGCGAUAUCGGUAAAGGCACACAAGGAGCAGUUAGCUCUUCUCCCAAAAUAGAACCAACGAUAACGACGAAAGCAAAUAAUUCACCGCAUCCGGCAGGUCCAGUGAUGGGUGUGGAAGGCCCACGUCAACAAAGACCAGCUGGUCAGCAACAAAAAAAGAAGAAAAAAAAAACGGGUAACAAAUGGUAA
Molecule: messenger RNA, 1926 nt
Organism: Brugia pahangi
Lineage: Eukaryota; Metazoa; Nematoda; Chromadorea; Rhabditida; Onchocercidae
Source: the annotation of a GenBank genome assembly